Molecule: messenger RNA, 2316 nt
Organism: Dendrobium catenatum
Lineage: Eukaryota; Viridiplantae; Streptophyta; Magnoliopsida; Asparagales; Orchidaceae
Product: villin-1
Exons: 19
Coding region: 1-2301 (766 amino acids)
Molecular function (GO): actin filament binding
Source: RefSeq, a predicted model, not a curated record
AUGGAGAAGAAAACAAUAAAGAAAAAUAUGGAUGAACGAGACAUUUCAUUUUCAAGGCUUGAAUUAGGAUUGGAAAUUUGGUGCAUUGAGAAUCUCAGGCCGGUCCUGGUUCGGAAGUCCUCACAUGGAAAGUUCUUAUCUGGAAGUGCAUAUAUAGUCUUGAAUACGGCUAUGCUUAGAAGUGGAAAUUAUCAGCAUGAUAUACAUUACUGGGUGGGGAAAGAUGCUGAGGAGGAUGACUCCACUAUGGCUUCAGAUAAAGCCCUUGAGUUGGAUGCAGUAUUGGGAUCUCGUGCUGUCCACUAUAAGGAGGUUCAAGGAAAUGAAACGGAGAGGUUCUUGUCCUAUUUUAAACCUUGCAUCAUACCUAUUGAAGGUGUUUUCACUUCAGAACUACAAGGUGAUAGGAAUGGUGCAUACCGAAUUACAUUGCUUGCUUGCAAGGGGGAUCAUGCUAUACAUGUCAAGGAAGUCCCCUUUUCCCGGUCCUCUUUGAACCAUAAUGACGUUUUUAUACUGGACACAGACUCAAAAAUUUUUCUUUUUAGCGGUUGUAAUUCCAGCAUACAAGAAAGGGCCAAAGCUUUGGAAGUUGUUCAGUACAUAAAUGAGAACCAGCAUGGGGGAAGGUGUAAAGUGGCAACUAUAGAGGAUGGAAAAUUUGUUGGUGAUUCUGAUGCUGGAGAAUUCUGGAGCUUAUUUGGUGGUUAUGCUCCCAUUCCACGGGAAUCACCUAAUACCAAGCAGGAUGAAAAGCCUUCAGCUGCAAAACUUUUUGGGGUUCAUAAAUGCAAGUUGCUUCCUCUUGAUUCACCUUCUUUGGCUAAGGGGUUAUUGAGCUCUGAUAGGUGCUAUCUGUUGGAUUGUGACGCUGAAAUCUUUCUAUGGAUGGGAAAGACUACAUUGGUCAGCGAAAGGAAGGCGGCUAUUUUGGCCGUGGAAGAAUUUAUGCACUCUCAGGAUAGACCUGUGAGCAUCCAUACAACCUUCUUGACUGAGGGAUCUGAAACUGUUAAAUUCAAGUCAUAUUUCAAAGAUUGGCCGCAAAACACAGCACCCAGCUUGUAUAUAGAAGGCAGAGGAAAAGUAGCAGCUAUAUUCAAGCAUCAGGGAUAUGAUGUGAAGGAAAUCCCUGAGGAUGACUAUCAACCAAUAAUAGACAGCAAUGGCAUGCUUAGAGUUUGGCGGGUUAAUUGCCAUGAUAUCACCCCACUUUCAUCAACAGAACAGGCCAUGCUUUACAGAGGAGACUGUUACAUUGUCAAGUAUACCUAUUCUGAAAAUGACAAGGAUAAUAAUCUAUUUUAUGCAUGGCUAGGAUCGAACAGCACAUCGGAAGAUAGAGUUGAUGCGAUCUCCAUAAUGACAAGAAUGACACAAUUAAUCAAGGGUUCUUAUGUCAUGGCUCAAAUUUGUGAAGGUAAAGAGCCACCGCUCUUCUUCUCGAUUUUCCAGUCUCUCAUUAUUUUAAAGGGAGGAUUGAGUUCAGGAUAUAAACUGUUCUUAUCGGAACAAGGUAUCGCCGAUGAAGCUUUUGACAAAGAUAAAAUAGCUUUAUUUCGAGUUCAGGGGUCCAGCCCUAGUAACAUGCAGGCCAUCCAAGUUGUUCCUGUUUCUUGUUCACUCAAUUCCUCCUACUGCUAUAUAUUACAAGAUCAAACAUCUUUCUUCACAUGGUUCGGGAGCCUUUCAUCAACUACAGACCAUGAUCUUGUUGACAGGUUGUUAGACCAGCUAAAUCCACUCAAACAUUCUACAUCAGUGAGGGAAGGAAAUGAACCAGAUAUCUUCUGGAACAUAUUAGGAGAGAAGAUGGAUUAUCCGAAGGAAAAGGUUAUCAAGGAACAUGUUGAAGAUCCACACUUAUUUGCUUGCAUCCUUGAAGAAGGUGAUUUCAAGGGGAAGGAGAUAUUUAAUUUUACACAAGAUGACUUAACAACAGAAGAUGUGCUAUUACUAGACUGUCACAGUGAGAUUUAUGUCUGGGUUGGCCAACAUGCGAGCCUUGUUUCACCAGAGAAAGCCCUUACUUUAGGCAAGAAAUUUCUGGAGGCAGACAUUCUGCUUGAAGGAUUACUGCAGGAAUCAGCUAUAUAUGUUAUCCCGGAAGGAAACGAACCUCCAUUCUUCACUCGUUAUUUUGAGUGGGAUACCUCAAAAUCAAAUAUGCAUGGUAACUCAUUUGAGAAGAAGCUGGCCAUUGUGAAAGGCUCAACACCAAUUACAGAGGUUAGUUUUGGAGUUUGCUUGCUGUUCUUGUUAGUUCAUAUCCAGUUUAUGCAUAGUUCUAAAAAAUAUUAAAGGUUCAGAAGGUGC